AUGAGUUCGCAAAGCUACGCGGACGCCAUCAGCGGCCCUGGACCUCAUGGAGUGCCGGAGUUGUCAGGGGUAUUGCCCGACGGGCCCGAGCGCGGGGUGCCCUCCUCUGCGCGCGAAACAACUGAGGUGGUCAUGCCGGCUGCGCACGAGCUCAUCAUAGUCUCUUGCUACACUCGCUUUGAUAAUCUUGCCCACGGGCCACGUGGCACAGAGGCCAGAAGGAGCCUCUACACUUUCUGCCUGGACAAGAACGAUGGGGAGCUGGUCUUAUUUUCCGUCACAACAGAUGAUAGCGUCAUGAACCCGGCUUUCUCACGCUUCGACUCACAGAGGAACCUUUUGUAUACAUGCACCGAGUCUGUGGCGGAGCCAGGAGAGAUUGUCACAUACUCCGUAGAUCCACGCACUGGGAAGCUUGUCAAGCUUGGAUGCCAAUGUGCUGGAGGCACCUCCACGUGCUACCUGACCUUGGACAAGGAGAGCAAGAACAUGCUGGUUGUGAACUACUGGAAUGCCACCAUUGGCGUGUUUGGCAUCGAUUCCGACUCUGGCGUGGUUGGUGAAGCCAAGAGCGUCUACGAUCCAAACAGCGGCAAGGGUAUGAAGGUCAGCUACACCAAGCAUGUGAACCACUCCGAGAAUGACACACACGCACAGAAGGAGAGGCAAAGCGACCCGCACUCACACGCAGUCAUUUUGGAUCCGUACUUUGGCAAGAUUGCGUAUGUUCCUGACCUGGGCAUGGACCUGAUCAGGCAGUUCAGGUUCAAUCCGCAGAGCGGUACUUUGGAAGCUGCUGGCACCUGCAGGUCUGGCCCCGAGAGCAAGUCCCUGGGCCCGCGGUACAUUGAGUUCCACCCCACGCUGCCCUUCGCGUACGUCGUCAACGAGCUCUCCUCCGAGGUGUCUGUCUUUCAGUUCGAUCACCAAGCAGCAGAACGUCUUCUGAGCAGCUCGGAUCCUUCUAAAGAAGAGUCCACUCUGCGCCUGGUGCAGACUGUGAGGACGAUUCCAGAUGCCUGGCCCGGUGACAUGAACACAUGUGGUCGGAUCACAGUGCACAAGUCCGGCCACUUUGUGCUGGUGUCCAACCGAGGACACAACAGCAUCACUAUCUUCAGAGUCCAUCAUGAGCUGGGAAGUCAAGGCUUGCUUUCUUUGGCGCACCUUCAGCACACUCGUGGGGCCACCCCACGGCACUUCCAGUUUGACAGCUCAGGCCAGUGGCUCAUCUCGGCCAAUCAGGACUCGGACACGAUCUCCGUUUUCCGCUUCAACAUUGCUACCGGUGCCAUGGAGUGGACUGGCAACGAGUACCAUGUGCCAUCACCCAACUUUGUGUGCAGCGCAAGGCCGCAGAUGCGACUUUCUGCUCGGGCGCAAGCUUCCAGAGAAGGUGCCACUUUGAACUGUUGAUUUCGGCCAAUCCGCAGCUGCCAUUGCGGCUCUGAGGUGCUAUGCCACUGUCGAGGUUGUGAGGC
This is a messenger RNA of Effrenium voratum, 1481 nucleotides long. Lineage: Eukaryota; Dinophyceae; Suessiales; Symbiodiniaceae. The record is from the annotation of a GenBank genome assembly.